Molecule: messenger RNA, 1392 nt
Organism: Aspergillus terreus NIH2624
Lineage: Eukaryota; Fungi; Ascomycota; Eurotiomycetes; Eurotiales; Aspergillaceae
Product: kynureninase
Exons: 4
Coding region: 1-1392 (463 amino acids)
Biological process (GO): NAD+ biosynthetic process
Cellular component (GO): cytoplasm
Molecular function (GO): pyridoxal phosphate binding; kynureninase activity
Source: RefSeq, a predicted model, not a curated record
AUGUCUGAAAACAACUGUUCCAAGCCGUCAUUCCCGGACAAUGCAGCGAGCAAGGAGUAUGCUGCCUCUCUGGACGCAGCAGAUCCACUGGCUUCAUUCCGUGACCAAUUCAUCAUCCCUUCCAAAGCGAACAUAGCCUGCAAGAGGCUCGCUAAGCCAAAUCUCUCUCCGGAGCCAUGUAUCUACUUCUGCGGAAACUCUCUUGGAAUCCAGCCAAAGGCAACUGCCAAAUACCUGGAAGCACAGCUGGACACAUGGUCAUCCAUUGGAGUCUGUGGUCACUUCACCAACCUUGAGGACUCCCCGAUGAAGUCGUGGCAGCUCCUUGCAGAGCAGGCCGCUGAAUCGAUGUCCAAGAUCGUUGGCGCAGACCCUGCAGAAGUUGCAGCCAUGGGAACUCUCACGGCCAAUCUCCAUCUGCUGAUGGCGAGCUUCUAUAAGCCUACCGCAACCAAGCAUAAGAUCCUGAUGGACUGGAAAGCCUUUCCCAGCGACCACUAUGCUAUUGAGUCGCAUAUUGCGUGGCACAACCUGGAUCCGAAGGAAUCCAUGGUCCUCAUUGGCCCUGAUGAGGGAGAAUACGAAAUCUCCACGGAUAAGAUCUUGUCGUACAUCGACCAGCACGCAGAAGAUGCCGCGCUCCUGCUUCUCCCCGGAAUCCAAUAUUACACUGGCCAAUUGUUUGACAUCCCCAAAAUUACCGAGUAUGCAAAGUCACGCAACCUCGUUGUUGGGUGGGAUUUGGCUCACGCGUACGGAAACGUCGAACUAAAGCUGCAUGACUGGAACGUGGACUUUGCUGCAUGGUGCACAUACAAAUAUGGCAAUGCCGGACCCGGGGCAAUGGCUGGACUCUUCGUUCACGAUAAGCAUGGCCAGGUUGAUUAUAGCCAGGGAGAGGAUUCUCCUAAAUUCCGCCACCGUUUGACGGGCUGGUACGGCGGAGAUAGAUCCGUGAGAUUCAAGAUGGAUAACAAGUUCAAGCCUAUCCCGGGAGCUGGUGGCUUCCAGAUCUCGAACCCCUCGGCCAUUGAUCUUUCCUGCCUGUGCGCAGCCCUGUCGGUGUUUGAUCAGACGUCCGUGUCGGAGCUGCGUCGAAAGUCCCUAAAAUUAACUGCGUACCUCGAAUACCUCCUCCUGAAAGAUACCACGGAAGACUCCCGACCCUUCCGGAUCAUCACGCCCACAAACCCGGAGGCAAGAGGUGCUCAACUGAGCCUGUUGCUUAAGCCUGGAUUGCUGCAGGGCGUAUCGGAGAGGCUGCAAGACGCAGGUAUCAUCUGUGACAAACGGGAACCUGGUGUUGUCCGCGUCGCCCCCGUUCCUUUAUACAAUACUUACUCUGAGGUGUGGGAAUUCGUACAGCAGUUCAGAGCUGCUUUGCAGCUCUAG